This is a messenger RNA of Cloeon dipterum, 1975 nucleotides long. Its product is annotated as solute carrier family 25 member 44. Gene Ontology annotation, biological process: branched-chain amino acid transport; branched-chain amino acid catabolic process. Gene Ontology annotation, cellular component: mitochondrion. The transcript has 4 exons. The record is from RefSeq and is a predicted model, not a curated record. Bases 230 to 1210 code for a protein of 326 amino acids. NCBI's taxonomy places the organism in Eukaryota, Metazoa, Arthropoda, Insecta, Ephemeroptera, Baetidae. Gene Ontology annotation, molecular function: branched-chain amino acid transmembrane transporter activity.
CAGUUAACCGCCACCAGAAAAUCAGCUGAACGACAAGGAUGGAGACAAGAAAUGGGUCAAAGUCUGAAAAAGUGGUUUUAAUUGCGUAAGAGGACAAAGAUGGGCCGCCGAGGGCGACGAUCUGCGUUCAGACGCCGAAGCAAACUGGACGGGGCCCCCUUUCGGAGGCGGCAGAACUCUGUAGACGGGCGCUAGCUUUUCGAAUCGCGUCAGGUCGUUUUCAGGCGAGAUGAACAGCCUAGACCCGGCCAGUCCGGCCCUCGGGGUGCCCUUCCUGCGCACCAUCGAGUGGGAGAUGAUGGACAAACGCAAGUUCUUCCCCCUCAGCAUGCUCAGCUCGUUCAGUGUUCGCUGCGCCCUGUACCCCCUGACCGUGGUCAAGACUCGACUGCAGAUUCAGCGACACAACGAGGCCUACAAGGGAAUGAUGGACGCCUGCGUCCAGAUCAGGAGGACUGAGGGCUUCAGGGGGCUUUACAAGGGCUUCUGGGUGAGCGCCGCUCAACUGAUUUCUGGUGUGUUCUACAUUUCGACGUACGAAGGAGUGCGGCACCUUCUGAAGGAGCGAGAGUUGGUCAGCGACUCGCGCAUCCGCGGCAUGGUUGGCGGUGCGGCAGCGUCGCUUGUCGGCCAGAGCAUUGUGGUGCCGUUCGACGUCAUUUCUCAGCACAUCAUGAUCCUUGGACAGACGAAGGGUGCCAGUCAGGCGGCCACCAAUCCGCUCGGCGUGGUCGUCGAGGGACGCAGCAGGUUCCAGAUCGCGGCCUUUGUCACUGCUGAGAUCUACCGGCGCGACGGGCUGAGAGGAUACUACAGAGGAUACACCGCCUCGCUCUGCACCUAUGUGCCCAACUCUGCCAUGUGGUGGCUCCUCUACCACUUCUACCAAGACGAGCUGUACAAACUGCUUCCAACUGGGAGCUCGCACCUGAUGAUCCAGUGCGUGUCAGGCACAAUGGGCGGUUUCACGACAACCCUGCUGACGAACCCGCUGGACAUCGUGCGGGCGCGGCUGCAGGUGCAGCGUAUCGGCUCCAUGUCGCGCACCUUCCGCGACCUCUGGGCCGAGGAGCGGCUGCGCAUCUUCAGCAAGGGGCUGAGCGCGCGGCUCGUGCAGUCAGCCGUUUACUCAUUUGCCAUCAUCCUCAGCUACGAGAGCAUCAAGAGACUCAGCAUCAACGAAGAGUACAGAGAACUGGUGCGCUGGUGAGACUUAUCAGUUGGACUGUGGCACUACCUCGUGUUUGUUUCCGCAAUCAAAGGACGACAUUCGCACCAUGUUUACCAUGUCUAACAGGUGCUUCUCGCGGGUCAUUUACUUUUUCGUUUUGGUUGGUUCUAUAUUAAGGCGAACCCCUCUUGGUGUGGGUCUUCAGAUCUUGAUAAAUUUCUUUCACGAGCUGCCCUAGUGGACCAAUGGUGAUCUCUAAAAUUUUUGCUCAAAUUGCAUAAAUCAGAAACGAAAUAUCAACCGUCAGAAAUUAUUUCAAUCCUUGAAAAUCGCUAAAUUUUAGUCUUCGAUACAUGUGCAACUCUUGGAAUUUUGAUUUAAUAUUUUAGGGUUCAGCAUUGUUCGGGCAGCACCUUCACAAAAUUUCAUCAAGGCCUAAAGACCCAUGCCAAGAGGGUUUCGUAUUGAUCAGGAACCCACCUUUUAGAUUAGUCUUUACUUGAGUUGUCUGCUGGUUCAGGCCAAAUAACCGCGUUUUAAGAUACCAUUUUUCAGUAGUUUAGUUCCGAUAUUGUGAUACAGGGUAGCGAGCGAGUUGUUCUAUCAGCACACAGUUAACGUUGUUGUAAGUCCGUUGUCGAGAGUUGGAAAACACGAUUAGUUGUGAUAGAAAAUGAUUGAACUUCCUUUAAACUAUUUUUAUUUCAUUUACUUCGUUCAUUACCACCGUUGUGUUGACGCAUAUUUACAAUGUAUAUACCCAAGUUCUGCAAUAAACAAGACAGGCUUAUUUAUUGAACGCAA